AUGGAAGAAGAGUUCUAUAACGCGCUUGCUUCACCUUCAACUACUCCGGCUGUUAUUGCUCAAAACAUGAAUGCAGAAAACGAAACCGGAACUUUGCAAAAUCCCCCGAAACUCAUGGGAAUUGAGGAAUACCAUGGAUGGAAGAAUCGUUUUGAAAAUUCGGUUCAGCAUGAUGGGAGUGCGUUUUUGAUAUGGGAAACACUUAAGAAAAAGUUUGAAGGAAGCACAGAAAUGCUCAGAAGUAAAGCAUCCCUGCUGAAAAAGGAGUUUGAAUUAUUUACUAGUAUGCCUGGUUUUAGCUGGGACAAGUACAUUCUAGCUGAUUCCAAUGUUAAAGCUUUCAUUGCUCAGAUUGUUCAAAAACCAGAAUUGAUGAAGGAAUGGAUAGCUGUUUUAUCUGAAGAUGAAGAAUCUGUUAGUUCAGAAAACAGUUCAACAGAAAGUAGUGAUGAUGAUGAAGAAAUUGAACAGAUUAACGGUAACAACACCACCACCGUCACCGGCCGGAGUACACCACUGCAGUGCCGCUACCACCGCCGGCCGGCCGCCCACCCCUACACCACCGGUGAGUUGUUAGUUGUAAUCAUAGACAAUAGAAGCAAUGACUUUUACGUGAGAUCAUGUCCAAGGACGAGAGAUGCAGGUAAAGGUAAAGCUAGAAGGUGUAGUUUACGUGUGGCGUCUUGGAACGUAGGAACUCUUAGUAGUAAAUUGUUGGAAGUGAUAGACGCACUCAAAAGACGUAGGGUACAGAUAGCGUGCCUUCAGGAGACUAGAUGGAAAGGACAGAGAGCAGAUGAGCGCAAUGGGUAUAAGUUGUUGUAUUUCGGAUCUGAUGGGGCAAAGAACGGAGUAGGAUUUUUGGUGUCUAUAGAAUUGCAUAAGAAUGUAAUUGAGGUGACACGACACAACGACAGAAUUAUGGUGUUAAGGUUAGUAUUAGGUGAGCAAGUAGUGACAGUGGUAUGCGCCUAUGCACCGCAAGCGGGACUAGGAGAUCAAGAGAAAAGAGAGUUCUGGGAUUGUCUAGAUGUAGUAGUAAGGGCCAUACCCAGGGAGGAGAAAGUUUUUAUAGGAGGAAAUUUUAAUGGGCACAUUGGUAAGGAUAGUGAUGGCUUUGAGUUGGUACAUGGGGGUUUUGGUUUUGGCGAUAGGAAUGACCCUGGUAGAGACCUUUUAGACUUCGCGACAGCUCAUGGCCUAGGUAUUAUAAACUCGUUCUUUAAGAAGAGGGAAUCUCAUUUGAUCACUUUUAGUAGCGGAGGACGUAACACGCAAAUCGACUAUCUUUUGAUGAGGCAGGAAGAUCGACGGAUGUGGAUGAACUGUCAGGUUUUACCAAGGGAGACUGCAGCGACUCAGCACCAUUUGCUUGUAGCAGACAUAGCCCUAAAAGUAAGGUUAACCGAGGGGGAAAGGAAAACCAGACCCAGGACCCGUUGGGGAAACCUGAAGGGAGAAAAACUUAUGAUGUUUAGAGAUAAAGUUACUCGAUCACAUCGAUGCAACCAGGUGACGACGCAAACCGGAUGUGGGAGGAUAUGGCGACUACGAUCACUACAGUGGCGAACUAGACGCUAG
This is a messenger RNA of Helianthus annuus (common sunflower), 1581 nucleotides long. RefSeq names its product craniofacial development protein 2-like. Gene Ontology annotation, cellular component: nucleus. The coding region runs from base 1 to 1581 and encodes 526 amino acids. The record is from RefSeq and is a predicted model, not a curated record. The transcript is spliced from 4 exons. Gene Ontology annotation, molecular function: catalytic activity. Lineage: Eukaryota; Viridiplantae; Streptophyta; Magnoliopsida; Asterales; Asteraceae. Gene Ontology annotation, biological process: chromatin remodeling.